UCAUGGUUGCGCGCAACUUCUCGCUCCAGGAUCUACCUUACAAUCGUGUGCUGCAGGUGCCGGACGAGGAACGCGAGUUCCUGGCACUGGAUGAGCUAAAACCACACCAGCUAACCGAACUGGGCGUAACGGUCACGAACUCAUCGUCCGCCCAACAACAACAGCAACAACAGUCGUCCGUUCAUCGCAAUCUACCGGUCGCCAACGGGGACCAGAUUGAGGUGCCAAAUCCGGUCAUUACAACCGGUGGACUGCUGCAGAACUAUCACCAUCAUAACGUUUUCUAUGAGCUUGGAGCAGCAACACAUUCGCCGUCCAAUGUUAGUGCGGUACCGACCGAGCACAUGACCGGUGGCCCGGAUGCGUCCCUCCUGGUGGAUCCGUCGCUGGCCGGCACAAUGUCUGCGGUGAGCAAUCUGAGCACCCUUUCGGCGGCCGGAAGCGGCAACCAUCAUCUGCAUCUUUCCGACCAUGGACAUUCGCACCACGAUCACCAGCACGCUUCCGGUGGCGCACGGAAGCGAAAGUUUUCCUUCAAUGAUACGAGCGACAUUGAAGAUGAUACCUGUGAUGAUUCAAAAUCCGUCAGGACGACCGAUGAGAGCAAAAAGCAAAACCACAGCGAGAUCGAAAAGCGGCGGCGGGACAAAAUGAACACCUACAUUACAGAACUGUCCGCCAUGAUACCGAUGUGCCAUGCAAUGUCCCGCAAGCUAGACAAACUGACGGUUCUGCGGAUGGCCGUGCAGCAUCUGAAAACGAUCCGGGGCGCCGUACAUUCGUACACAGAGGGUCACUACAAGCCGGCCUUUCUGUCCGAUCAGGAGCUGAAGAUGUUAAUACUGCAAGCUGCAGAAGGUUUUCUGUUUGUGGUUGGCUGUGACCGGGGUCGGAUACUUUAUGUGUCGGAGUCGGUUUCGCACAUACUGAACUAUUCCCAGGGGGAUCUCCUAGGACAGAGCUGGUUCGACAUACUACACCCGAAGGAUGUGGCCAAAGUGAAGGAGCAGCUAUCAUCGUCCGACUUAAGUCCCCGGGAACGUUUAAUCGAUGCGAAAACUAUGCUACCAGUCAAAACCGAUGUACCGCAAGGUGUGACACGGCUCUGUCCCGGCGCUCGGCGUUCCUUCUUCUGCCGAAUGAAGUGCAAAGCGAACGUCCAGGUAAAGGAGGAAGCGGAUCAACCGAACAGUGUGUCCAGCGUGAGCAAUGUGUGCCAUCGGCGCAAAAAGCAAGUAAAUUCCGAUAAGAAGUAUUCCGUGAUACAAUGCACCGGUUAUCUGAAAUCGUGGGCCCCGGCGAAGAUUGGGCUGGAGGAGAACGAAACGGACGGCGAGGGAGACUCGUGCAAUCUGUCCUGUCUGGUCGCCGUUGGCCGGGUACAGCCUAAUCUCAACCAAAGCUGCAGCUUGACUACAAACGGUCUGCACACUCCGAGCAGUGCCAACGGACGGUCACGAAAUGGGCAGAAUUCCAACUCGGGCACAGGAGCAGGCACGAGCGGUGGCAAUACGGGGUCAUCCAGCAAUGGAAAUCCGGCAGCGACACCAAGCAAUGGUAGCGGGAAGUCGCUUAAUCGCAACAACAUUCCCAACCUGCGCAACGUGCAGUUCAUCUCACGGCACGCCAUGGACGGCAAGUUCCUGUUCGUUGAUCAGCGGGCUACACUCGUGCUUGGAUUCUUGCCCCAGGAGCUGCUCGGUACGAGCAUGUACGAAUACUACCAUCACGAGGACAUUCCAGCACUGGCCGAAUCGCAUAAGGCCGCUCUCCAGGGCACACAGUGCGUUACCACGUCCGUUUAUCGGUUGCGAACGAAGGAGACCGGAUUUGUGAGGCUUCAAAGUGAAUGGAAAUCGUUUCGCAACCCGUGGACGAAGGAGAUCGAGUAUCUGAUCGCGAAGAACAACGUUAUCCUGUCGGAGUUGGGCGACAGUGGGACGACCCGAGCUGGUGGGUAUGGAAUGGGCGAGCUAGGUGAUGGGACGGGUGAGCCCGGAUCGGGAACCGGAGGGCAACCGGGCGUAGGAUACGAGUUCUUCAACCACACGAAUGGACGUGAGAUACAGCGUAUGAUCAAUUCGCACGUGGAGGCGGGUAAAAUAGGGCGCCAGAUAGCGGAACAGGUGUUGGACCAUCAGCGACGGGUGGGAGAUUCUUCCUCGGAAAGCAGCCCCAAUCCCAACGAACCGACAAUGCAGCCCUCCUUCAGUUCGGCACUGUCCGACGCGAACCAUUCCAACGAUGCAAUCACUUCCGGCGAGCACAGCAUGGUCACCUCCACCGGUGUAUCGCCUUCCUCGAUUGCCGUCGUCCCACCCGCGGUAACGACACGCAUCAAUGGUACGCUGCCCGGUUACAGCCAUGUGCAGACGAACGCCAUCAUCAGCCCCGAGCAUGAUGUCUCACAAACGCAAGCCAGCAGCACGGAUGGCAACGAUGAGGCAGCGAUGGCAGUGAUCAUGAGUCUGCUGGAGGCAGAUGCUGGGCUCGGUGGGCCGGUCGAUUUUUCCGGCCUGCCCUGGCCACUACCGUAAGCGGGAGACGCAUGUACAUUCUAUCAUCAAGGCUAUGAUCGUGAUCAU
Molecule: messenger RNA, 2585 nt
Organism: Anopheles maculipalpis
Lineage: Eukaryota; Metazoa; Arthropoda; Insecta; Diptera; Culicidae
Product: aryl hydrocarbon receptor nuclear translocator-like protein 1
Exons: 10
Coding region: 3-2537 (844 amino acids)
Biological process (GO): regulation of transcription by RNA polymerase II
Cellular component (GO): cytoplasm; aryl hydrocarbon receptor complex; transcription regulator complex
Molecular function (GO): DNA-binding transcription factor activity, RNA polymerase II-specific; RNA polymerase II cis-regulatory region sequence-specific DNA binding; protein dimerization activity
Source: RefSeq, a predicted model, not a curated record